AUGAUGUACUCGCGCCAGCGGAUGUCACAAUCACGCGCUCUCUCAAAUGCACGAGGAGACACACCUCCUCCAGAAUUCGAUAUCCCGGAGCUACCAGCCUACGAGCCGCCCUCAGCCCCCCUCACAGCCGAAGCCAAUCGUCAGCUAACCAUGCUCCUCCAAAGCGAAGAACGCAAAAUUUUAAAAAUCAACCUCCAACACGCUAUGGAAUCACUCACCCACAACGCCGGCGAGGUGAAUGAGCGACUUUGUGAUGCGCGACUCCGCUAUGAGAAAUCCAAAGAAAAACAACGGAAUCGAAAUGCUGCUGCAGGCGAAGAAGAGGGUUCUAAUAUGGAGGCAGCAAAUGAGGAGCUAGAGAGACUUGGUGAAAUUGAACGCCAGACUGAUGAGGUGACGGGGCAGAUGGAGGAGAAAUUCCGGGCAAUGAUUGAUGCAGAGACUAGGCUGCAGGAGCUGACUGAGACAGUUGAGCGGAUUAGGAGGGAAGAAGAGGAAGCGCAGCUUGCGACGUUAGGGCCGAGGAGGACGAGGGGACAAGGGAGGCGACGGAGGGGUGAUGAUGGGGAUGGUGACGAUGCUGCGGAUAGUGAUUUUGAAGGGUCGCCGGAGCGGGAGGCCAGAGAGCGUUCCGCUCAAAAUCCGCCGAGUCGGAGAUUUGAAGAGAGUCUUCGAACUGCGGCUGAGAGGUGGGAAGGAAUGUCGUUGACAGAAAGAUAUGCCAGCAAUAACGAUUACAUUGGAUUUUACCGCAUGGUGCACGACGCCAAAUUCCCCAACGACGAGGCUCCACCGUUACCACACUCGUCUACAUGGUUCCAACAUAUGGAAGACCCUAAUGCGACUUCCGCAGCACAAAAUGCAUCUGGCCCACGGAAUUCUACGCGCAGUCGCCGUGAACCGUCCGAAUCAGAUGACGAUAUUGCCAUUCAGCGAGAGCGCAUUUCCACGAAAUGUCCCCUUACAUUGCUACCUUACCAGGACCCAGUCACCAGCACAAAAUGUCCACAUAGCUUCGAACGAGAGGCUAUUCUUGAUAUGAUUGCGCGCAGCGGGAUGCAAAUUCCCGUUGGACCGGGUCGCGGGGCUCGACGUGUGCGCGCAGUUAAAUGUCCCGUCUGCUCGACUCCUUUCACUGCGGACGAUCUACGAUCUGAUCCGGUUCUGUUACGUCGGGUACGACGUGCAGAGGAGCUGGCUGCGCGAGAAGCCGAAGAAAACAUGGAGGGCCAGUCUCAAUUGGCGCCUCGGCCCAAUGAGGUUACCUUAGAGAGUGAUGCUAUUGAUGCUGACGACAUGGAAGUUGAGGUGGAAGUGGAUGCGGAUGCGGAUGCAGAUGAGGACGCCCCGGCGCCUAGUGCACGAGUCAAGACCGAGCCGAUGGAGCGAGCCGUAUCUACUGAUAGCGAGGAACAUGAGGCCGAGACCGAGGAAUCGGAAGACAAUGAUGAAGAUAUGGACUCGAGCGAUAAUGCAGAGUCCGAAGAAGAGUAG
Molecule: messenger RNA, 1494 nt
Organism: Penicillium pulvis
Lineage: Eukaryota; Fungi; Ascomycota; Eurotiomycetes; Eurotiales; Aspergillaceae
Product: SUMO ligase MMS21
Exons: 2
Coding region: 1-1494 (497 amino acids)
Biological process (GO): protein sumoylation; double-strand break repair via homologous recombination
Cellular component (GO): nucleus; Smc5-Smc6 complex
Molecular function (GO): zinc ion binding; SUMO ligase activity
Source: RefSeq, a predicted model, not a curated record